Molecule: messenger RNA, 703 nt
Organism: Tripterygium wilfordii
Lineage: Eukaryota; Viridiplantae; Streptophyta; Magnoliopsida; Celastrales; Celastraceae
Product: mycothiol acetyltransferase-like
Exons: 2
Coding region: 120-593 (157 amino acids)
Molecular function (GO): acyltransferase activity, transferring groups other than amino-acyl groups
Source: RefSeq, a predicted model, not a curated record
CUACAGUAAUGCAAAAUAUUCACGGUUGGACUUGAAUUGGGCGCUAUAUAAAAUCCAUAGGAGAACAGAACAGAAGAGAUAGACAAUAACAUAUCCGAUAUCACAGUGGCACUGUAGCGAUGGGAAGCGUAGCGGUGAUGGAGCUCCAAGAAUACUCAAGAAACCGGGCUAACAUAGUGAAAGAGAUAGUGAAGCUGGAGAGAAAGAUGUUCCCCAAGCAUGAAUCCCUCGCUAGAUCCUUUGAUGAAGAACUCAAGAAGAAGAACUCCGGAUUGCUGUAUGUGGAAGUUGAGGGAGAGAUUGUAGGCUAUGCUAUGUAUUCAUGGCCUUCUUCGUUGUCUGCUUCCAUAACCAAGCUUGCAGUGAAAGAAAGCUGUAGGAGGCAAGGGCAUGGAGAGGCGCUGCUGAAAAUGGCAAUCAGUAAAUGCAGAACAAGAAACUUGCAGCGUAUAAUGCUCCACGUCGAUCCCUUGAGGACUCCUGCCUUGAGUCUCUACAAGAAACUGGGUUUCAAAGUGGACAAUCUUAUAGAAAGUUACUACUCUGCUGAUCGAAAUGCCUACAGAAUGUACUUGGAAUUCGAUUGUGCUUAGCCAUUUGUUGACUAAAUGAAUCUACGUUGCUUGUGUAAGAACAUCAUGAUGAAAUUAUCGAGCUUUGGCAUACUUUUUGAAGAUUUUGAAAGAAAAUAUACUGCUAUAUC